Molecule: messenger RNA, 1767 nt
Organism: Saprolegnia parasitica CBS 223.65
Lineage: Eukaryota; Oomycota; Saprolegniomycetes; Saprolegniales; Saprolegniaceae
Exons: 14
Coding region: 1-1767 (588 amino acids)
Biological process (GO): motor neuron axon guidance
Source: RefSeq, a predicted model, not a curated record
AUGGUGGUGCUUCGAGUGCUUCUUGCGGCGGCGGUGACGCUGCAGAUGGCACGGGCGUCUCAGUGCCCCAACGACUGCAGUGGCCACGGCCUCUGUCACUUUCAAGGCGUCUGCCAGUGCUCCCAAUCUUUUAUGGGCGCCGACUGCUCGCUGCUCAAGUGUCCAAUGGGCACAGCGUGGGCCGACUACCCGCAGUCGUCCGAGAAUGCGCACAACCUCGCCGAGUGCGCCAACCGAGGUGUCUGCAACCGCGCGACAGGGCUCUGCGACUGCUCCCCGGGCUUCACCGGCGCUGCCUGCGACCGCAUGGCUUGCAAAUGCAACGGCCGCGGCACGUGCCUCUCGAUGAGCCAGCUCGCGACGACCAAGGAUCCAGGUCUUGGCACGGUGCACCCCUACACGACGCCAUGGGACGCCAACCAGAUCUACGGCUGUCAGUGCGACGAUCCGUUUACAGGCUACAGCUGCACCGAGAUGCACUGCCCCCGCGGCGACGACCCCCUCACGGGCACGACCCAAGACCCCAACGGCGUCCAAUUCAAUGAAAAGCAAGUCGUCACGUGCAUGGCCACGGGCGGGUCGUUCACGCUGGCCUUUCGAGGCUUUACCACGGCGCCGAUUCCAGUGUCCGACUCGGCCGCCAGUAUGCAAGCCAAGCUCUUGGCACUUCCAUCGCUCCACGGUGUCGUCGUCACGUUCUCGGGUCUGACGCCCACGGCGUGCACGGUGCUCGGUCAUGCCAUCACGAUCGAAUUCACACAAGACUUUGGCAAUCUGCCGUCGCUGGUGGGCAAUGGCGGCGCCUUGACGCUAACGACGGUCGGCACGUCGCCCCGGCUGACCAUUGUCACGACGGUGCACGGCACAAAGGAAGAUGCCUACUGCUCCAACCGCGGUCUUUGCGACCGGUCGACGGGCGUCUGCAACUGCUUUCCCAACUAUGUCUCGAGCGACGGCUACGGCAACGUGGGUCGGCGCGGCGACUGCGGGGCCGUCGCGUUGGCCAUCACGCAGUGUCCGGGGAAAACCUUGGCCUGCAGUGGCCACGGUGUCUGCCAAGGCCCCCCGACGUUUGCGUGCAUUUGUGCCAGCGGGUUCCAAGGCGGCGACUGCUCCGAGCAGCAAUGUCCGAUGGGCACUUCUUGGUUUGAUAUACCAAGCAGCCCGAAUGGUGCACACCAACUCGCCGAGUGCUCGAAUGCGGGGACGUGCGACCGAACGCGGGGCGUGUGCUUGUGCGACACGCGCUUCACGGGCGCCGCGUGCAAUCGGCUCGAGUGCCCCAACGACUGCAGUGGUCAUGGCACGUGCCUCACGAUGCAAAACCUCGCACCGCUCACCAAGCUCAACGGCGACCCGCGGACGGCGUUUACCUACGGGAGCAUUCCCAACAACAACCCGAAUGGCGUGGCCCAAGUCAACGCCGUCCAAACGAUCGUGUGCACGGCAACGACGGGCACGUUUACAUUGGGCUUCCGCGGUGACUUUACCGCGCCGCUACCAUUUACGAUCACCAGUGCGACGCUCGCGAGCAUCCUCAACCUCCUCCCCGCCUUUGGCCAGGUGCUCGUGUCGUACUCGGCGGGCGCGGCGGCGUGCACGAGCAACGGCGCCAAUGUCAUCUCGAUCUCGUUUUUGUCCGUGUUUGGGGCGCUUCCGCCGGUACGCUAUACGACGAACGGGGUGACGUCGAUCGCAGUCUACAGCGACGGUACGAUGGGAUCGGUUGUCGGCACCAAAGAAGACGCCCUCUGCUCCAAUCGGUAG